ACAAAAACCCUAAAGUAAGUUAACAUGAACUCAUUCCUAUCAUGUACUGAUGUACUGCUUUAAGAUUAUUUGUUCCCUUUAACAACAUGUGUAAUAAAUGUUACUUAAACAUAAAAAUAUAUUGUAUUUUACUUUUAAAAUUAGGACUUUUAACACCACGAAAGAAAUUGACACAAAACAGUAAGCCGACAUAGAAUAUUAUUAUACUUAAUUAGAAGAUAUUAAUUCAAACAUAUAUUUUUUUGUUUAUUAAAACGCCACGAUCGUGUGGAAAAGCAAAUAAUUAUCAUCAAAAGUACAAAAAUUAUGACCACGGUUUGCAUAAUGACGGAAGUUUUAAACGAUGAUGCAAAUGUCAUUAAUUAAGAAAAUCAAAUAUUGAAAACAUAACCUGUAAAGUGAAAUAUUUACCUUUUGGGUUGUCUGUCAUUUUGUUAAUUAUAAGAUUAAUUAUAUGCUGCUUUAAAGGUUGCAAUAUUACGUAAAUAUGUAGGGACUUGCCCUUCUCCUCUGUAUUAUGCCCAAUAUUGUGGAUCCCGUUGAUUCAUUUUACUGUCUGGCGUCAGCCCCGACUCUUAUGAUAUCAUUUCAUCUAAUUGUGCUUUAUGUGGUGGACCAAGUACAACCUGAAGCUGAAUUCUAUUACCUUGUUAUACAGUUGUUAAUAACUACAUUGGCAUUAUUAGAUCUUAUAUUUGUUGGAAGAUUGAUUGGAGCAGUCUAUGGAUUGUUUUAUGUUGAUUUAAUAAUUGCAUUUAUCAUGGAUUUGAAUUACAUACGGAAACAAUGUGGUUUUAGAUAUUAAUAUUUCUCUAUUUGGAAUGCUGUGAUAAUAUGCUAGUGAUUGUGAAGAGGAAAUUGUCCUAUCAACAAACAGUAUUCAGAGAUUGAACAAUGUACACCCAGAAUGGUAAAAGAUACUGCAUAGUUCAUGUAAUGCAUUUUGUUAAAAUAUUUGUGAAAAGAAUAUGGAGAAAAUGUAGACUAAAUUUAUUUCAAUUAUUAUUGAUUACUGUGUUAAUAAUUAUAUUUACAUUAUGGAUGUGUAAUAGUGAAAUAGUUGAAGAAAAUAAACACAAUCCCGUGAUUUUAUGGUGGACAGCAAGUUUUCCUGGCACAUCGGAAACAAGAUACUGCUCUAAUGGAAUAAAAUGUGACGUUUUUAGUAACAGAAAUUUUAGUGAUGUGUACAAUGUAGAGGCAAAUUUAUUUUAUGCCAGUAAUAUUAAAUUUGAUGAUUUACCACCUCGGCGACCCAAGGAGGUUUUAUGGGGACUAUAUCAUGAGGAAUCACCUAGAAAUGUUGAAGAGUUAAUGCAUGAAGAUGUUUUAAGCUUGUUUAAUUUCUCAUCGACUUUUAGUCGUUUUAGUGAUGUACCAUUUCCUUUGCAAUAUUUAAAUACGUUUGAUGAUAUUACUAAUUUAAAAUAUUUUAUACCAACUUUGGAAAAAAAUAAAUAUUUAAAAGAAAUUUCUCAAGUGAUGUAUCUACAGUCGGAUUGUGAAACUUCAACUGAAAGAGAUGUUUACGUUAAGGAGUUGAUGAAAUAUGUUGAUAUUGAUUCCUAUGGCACAUGUUUGAAUAAUAAAAAACUUCCAAUAAAAUUCACAGAAGACUAUUUGAAUAAAUUGCAUGACGAUGAUUUUCUACGGUUUAUCGCGAGAUAUAAAUUUGUAAUCGCUAUAGAAAAUGGUAUAUGCAAUGAUUACGUUACUGAGAAAUUUUGGCGUGCAAUUAAAGUUGGUACAGUCCCUAUUUACUUUGGAUCCCCAUUGAUUAAGGAUUGGUUUCCUAAUAACAGAUCAGCUAUACUUUUAGAAGACUACCCUACACCUGAAAUUCUGAGUAAAUACAUCACUAAACUAAUGAAUAAUGACACUUUAUAUGAGUCAUACUUGGAACAUAAAACCAAAAGGCUUGUAUCUAAUGCAAAACUUUUGAAUGAGAUAAAAAAUAGACCAUACCAAAUAGAUGCAUUGAAAACCGCUUCAGUAUUCGAAUGUUACGUGUGUGAAAAGUUACAUCAAAUGAGAAAAGGAGAAUUGAAACAAAGUAUUAUCAACAGAAACCAUUAUGAUUGCCCAAAACCGUUGUCAGCACUUACGUUACAAGUGAAUCCUUUGAAUUCUUGGGCGUAUUCAUAUGAGACUGCGAAACAGAAUGCAGCUUCGAUACGUAAAAAAGUCAUGACUGUUGAUUAGAUAUAUACAAUUUAUUUUUUUAAUAUAUUUUUUUACAAUUUCUUAUCGA
Molecule: messenger RNA, 2251 nt
Organism: Papilio polytes (common Mormon)
Lineage: Eukaryota; Metazoa; Arthropoda; Insecta; Lepidoptera; Papilionidae
Gene: FucTB
Product: alpha-(1,3)-fucosyltransferase 10
Exons: 2
Coding region: 895-2202 (435 amino acids)
Cellular component (GO): membrane
Molecular function (GO): alpha-(1->3)-fucosyltransferase activity
Source: RefSeq, a predicted model, not a curated record